This is a messenger RNA of Leucoraja erinaceus (little skate), 1122 nucleotides long. Its product is annotated as pro-neuropeptide Y-like. The record is from RefSeq and is a predicted model, not a curated record. Gene Ontology annotation, biological process: feeding behavior; neuropeptide signaling pathway. Gene Ontology annotation, molecular function: neuropeptide hormone activity; neuropeptide Y receptor binding. Lineage: Eukaryota; Metazoa; Chordata; Chondrichthyes; Rajiformes; Rajidae. The transcript has 4 exons. Bases 361 to 645 code for a protein of 94 amino acids. Gene Ontology annotation, cellular component: extracellular region.
UCUCCACAAUGCUGCCUGACGCGCUCAGUUACUCCAACAUUUUGUGUGUGAGAUUUUUUUUGGAAAGCAGCACCUGCAAUUUCUUGCAUUUCGCAAUCGCCUUCGUCAAUUGUGUAUCGGGACUUCAAUGACAGUUUCUUGCAACGGCGCUACUGACGUGGGUUUGGCAUUGCAGGAAUGUGAUGGAGAAUUGUAGUCAAUGAAGCGUAACCAGGGACCUCCCUCACCCCGCCAAGUGAAACGCAUAAAAAGCAAGACAGGCCGGUAUUUGCUCAGUCUCAAAAAGGCAGAGGUGCACAGAGACCGGCGACAGAUAGAUCCGUGUCACACUUCAACCAUCAGAAGACCUGUAACAACAACAUGAAGUCUUGGCUGGGUGUGUUCACAUUCAUAUUUAGCAUGCUGGUCUGCAUAGGGACUUUUGCAGACGCUUACCCUUCCAGACCCGACAACCCCGGCGACGGUGCUUCUGCAGAGCAGGUGGCCAAGUAUUACACCGCACUGAGGCACUACCUCAACCUCAUUACAAGGCAGAGGUUUGGAAAGAGAUCCAACCCCGAAGCACUAAUGAUGACUGAACUGAUGCUGAGAGAUAAUUCAGAAAACUUUCCCAAAUUUAGGUACGAUGAACCUUCCAUGUGGUGAUGAAAAUCUGCAGUUUCUUUAAUGUGAACUUACAUUCCAGUCAACAGAUCAUUGCUUAGAAAAUGAAACAUUCUCACUAUUCUUAAAGAAGCCAAUGCAUGUCGCUAUCAUUUAAAUCUGUAAAAGUUUUAUUUUCCUGCAUCAUAUAUUCUAUAUAAAGUUUAUUUAAAUGAAUUGCAGGUGCAUUAAAUAUGUAAUGCAUUGUAACGCUGAAAAAGAAAUUAUUCUUUGUCUGGUAAGGACAGGUUUGUGCUAUUAAAAUUCAGUAAUAAAACAAAACAAUCUAAAUGGAAAAUUGUACAAAGUUAUCAAACUAUAUGCCCCAGAUAUUUAAUCUAAUAUCAACAUUAUCUAUUAAUAGCACAUAUGAUCUCAGUGACUUGUUCUGUGUAUGAUAAGCGUUGCAAUUCUCUAUAAUCGAAUGACCACAACCUGUGUUCUUUAAGCAGUGACAAAAUAUAUAACAUGUUCACAUAC